AGAUGAGGAAAGGUAUACAUCCUCAAUUGCAAUGGAUAUCCUAUGUAACACAGAGUGGGAGAUUGAUUAAUCUUAUGAUGACAAAAAUACACAACACUGGCAAAGUUUACCAUUUCAGAGCUAGACGCCAGAGGGCCGAAAAUGAAGGUCAAAUUGCCAAGUAUAAUCGUCGUUUCGGGCAGAAAGCUCAAGAGGAGAGUCAGCCGCCAGAAGCAAAAAAGUAGAUGAACUCUUUCUGAAGUCGAGCUGAAUGCAUCUCCCUAACGCUUAGGGUUCAAACCAUGUGUUGCCAUGAGUUGAGAAUAUGUUCUCAUGCUCUGCAUUUAGAUUGACAUCCCUUUUACCAGUAGAAUUCAACUUAUUGAUUGUUCACCAAAAAUAAUAACGUAUUUGUUUAAGUUCAAGCUUUUAAGGCAUUUUGAAUUAGUGAUUGAAUCUGCAAGUGUUGUAGUCAUUUCACUUCCAAGGGUUUAUACAGUAAAAAUCUUGCUAUC
Messenger RNA from Papaver somniferum (opium poppy), 494 nucleotides. RefSeq lists its product as uncharacterized. The coding region runs from base 3 to 224 and encodes 73 amino acids. The record is from RefSeq and is a predicted model, not a curated record. The transcript has a single exon. NCBI's taxonomy places the organism in Eukaryota, Viridiplantae, Streptophyta, Magnoliopsida, Ranunculales, Papaveraceae.